Messenger RNA from Anneissia japonica, 568 nucleotides. RefSeq names its product MAM and LDL-receptor class A domain-containing protein 1-like. Lineage: Eukaryota; Metazoa; Echinodermata; Crinoidea; Comatulida; Comatulidae. The coding region runs from base 38 to 568 and encodes 176 amino acids. The record is from RefSeq and is a predicted model, not a curated record. Gene Ontology annotation, cellular component: membrane. The transcript has 4 exons.
CGAAGAUUUUUCGUGUGAUUUUGAAGAAUCUUUUUGUAUGGAUCAAUCUAUUAAUGAUGAUGGUAAUUGGAUACGGAACAGCGGCCGAACAAAUUCAUAUAGGACAGGACCAUCGAAAGACCAUACCCUUGGGACACCUCAAGGACACUAUGUAUACCUUGAAGCCACUCAUGGUUUUGGUUGGGAUGUAAAAUAUACUGUUCGAAUGCUAACACCAACUAUACGUUCAUCGAACCAGGUUCGUGACAGGUGCCUGGUAUUCUGGUACCAUAUGUACGGCCAGCACAUCGUGAGCCUAAAUAUUUACCUCUCACCAAAUGGAGAAACUACUGAAACAGAAGUCUUUACUAAAACCGGUGGUGGGGUUAACGUGUGGAAAACUGGACACGUCACCAUAACUGAGACACUUAAUUUUAAGAUUAUAUUAGAAGCAUCCAGCGCUGGUUAUAGAGGAGAUAUAGCUGUCGACGAUAUAAGUAUAUCAUUACAAAAAUGUGCCAUAGCUUAUGACCAAUCUCACCAUUCACCGACCGGAUUUACUCUUACAUGGUCAAUUGCCAGACGAUAG